AUGACUUCCAACAACACCAUUUCUGUGACGCUGUCGCAGCUCGCCAAGAUGAUCGACCACUCGUUGCUCCAUCCUACCAUGACCGACGCCGACGUCCUAGCCGGCCUGAAGAUCGCCAGAGAAAAUAACGUCGCCACAGCCUGUGUGAAACCCUAUCACAUCCCAAUAGCCAUUCGAGAGUUGGCAGGCACUGAUGUCCAGGUGUGCCCCGUCAUCGGAUUCCCCCACGGCAACAGCACCACCGAGAUCAAAGUCCAAGAAGCCGCCGCUGCCGCCCAAGCUGGUGGUCGCGAAAUCGACAUGGUCGUCAACGUUGGCAAAGCCCUCGGCGAAGACUGGGAGUAUGUCACCCAAGAGAUUGACCAGAUCAAUCGUGCGGUUGUACGCCACGGCGCUAUUCUCAAGGUCAUCUUUGAGAAUGACUACCUCAAAUCCGAGCAUAUCAUCCGGCUGUGCGAGAUUUGCACGAAUCUUGAAGUUGCCUUUGUCAAGACCUCGACAGGUUACGGAUUUGUCAAGCAAGCCGAUGGAUCGUACAAUUAUUUCGGUGCGACGGUGUCGGAUAUCAAGUUGAUGCGUCAACACUCGGGGGCCAAGGUCCAGAUUAAGGCAGCUGGUGGUGUUCGCACUCUGGACGACUUGCUGCACGUCAUGAGCUUGGGUGUUACUCGCAUUGGCGCUACUGCGACAGUGGCUAUUCUGGAAGAAGCGAAGAAGCGUGGGAUUAGUGACGAGCCGGCGACUGUUAGCUUCAAGCCCAUGCAGGAGAAGGUGGGAGGAUAUUGA
Molecule: messenger RNA, 786 nt
Organism: Penicillium subrubescens
Lineage: Eukaryota; Fungi; Ascomycota; Eurotiomycetes; Eurotiales; Aspergillaceae
Product: 2-deoxyribose-5-phosphate aldolase
Exons: 1
Coding region: 1-786 (261 amino acids)
Biological process (GO): deoxyribonucleotide catabolic process; carbohydrate catabolic process
Cellular component (GO): cytoplasm
Molecular function (GO): deoxyribose-phosphate aldolase activity
Source: RefSeq, a predicted model, not a curated record